GUCACUCAACCAUCUCCCCGGAGCCGAGGAGUGGAAAACCUGGCAGGAGAAGUAACAAAGGCGGGACUCGCUCCCCUCCCCGGUGGCGCACGCACGCGCGCAGCGUGGCCGAGCCGCGCCCUCCGUGGGAACCAGGGCGGCCAAGCUGUGUGGGGUCGUCGGGGGCGCGGCUCAGGCCAGGCGCAGCGGUCGUCCUGCGGCCGAGCUCCCCGGAACGAGGGCACCUGUGCGAGCCUGCUGACAUGACGGAUAGUGGAGGUGAGGAGCCGCCCUCCAGGCCAGAGACUCCGGACAGGGAGGGCCGAGUCCCUGAGGACAAGUGGCUGCUCCAUCAGAGGCUGGCUGUCAGGGAGCUCAUUGACACGGAGGUCUCCUACUUGCACCUGCUCCAGCUCUGUGCCAAGGACAUCAGGAGCCGCUUGCCUCAGCUGCCGCAGGGAGAUCUGGAUGUCCUGUUCUCAAACAUUGAUGAUAUCAUCGAGGUGAAUAGCAGAUUUCUUCAUGAUCUUCAAGAAACAGCCUCCAAGGAAGAGGAGCAAGUGUUUCUUAUUGGUAAUUUAUUCCUGAAAUUCCAAGAGGAGCUGGAGCGAGUAUAUAAGGUCUACUGUGCUACCUAUGACCAGGCCUUGCUGCUGGUGGAGACUUACCGGAAGGAGCCAGAGCUGCAGCGGGAGAUCCAGAGCGUCAUUGAGGCCGCGGUGCCUCAAGCUGGACCCUCGGGUCUCAGUUUCUUAUUGGUCAUCCCUCUGCAGAGGAUUACCAAGUACCCACUGCUGCUGCAGAAAAUCCUAGAGAACACACUCCCUGCGGACAGUGCUUAUCCUACUAUUCAGAGGGCUGCCUCUGCCCUCCAGGACGUGACCACCAACAUCAACGAGUACAAGAGGCGCAAAGAGCUAGCGUCCAAGUACAACAAGGUGGAACAGCUGACCCUGCGGGAGAGACUGGCCCGCAUCAACACGCACACACUUUCCAAGAAGACCACGCGGCUGAGCCAGCUGCUGAAGCAGGAGGCGGGGCUUGUGCCUAGGACAGAAGACAAGGAGUUUGAUGACUUGGAAGAGAGGUUCCACUUGGUGUCGCUGUGUGUGACGGAGCUGAAGAGCAAUGUGGCUGCUUACCUGGAUAACCUGGAGGCUUUCCUCCGCUUCAGGCCACAGGACUGUGAUCUGGACAUGGCAGAGGGCCCGGUGGUGCAGUACCGCAGCCUGACGCAGGACCUUCAUCUGCAGGCCUUCCCGGAGUUUAAGCAGCGGCUGGAAGGCUUGGUGUGGAAGCCCCUGUGCAACCUGGCCAGAGCCCUAGUUGGUCCCCAGAACCUGAUCAAGAAGCGUCUGGACAAACUACUGGACUUUGAGAGGGUGGAGGAGAAGCUGUUGGAGGUGGGCAGUGUGACGUAUGAGGAGGAGGCGGCCCGGCACACAUACCAGGCCCUCAACUCACUACUGGUGGCCGAGCUCCCGCAGUUUAACCAGCUGGCUGUGCAGUGGCUGGGCCAGAUCCUGCGCACAUUCAUGGCUCUACAGAGGGACCUCGCACAGCAGGUGCUGCAGAGGGCAGAGGGCAGCUUGGCUCAGCUGCCCCACAGCCAAGUCUCUGAGCCGGCCUUCAAGAAAUUGGUGGAAGAAACACUGGGCCAGAAUGGAAACCAGCUUCAAUCCUUUCAAGAAAACUUUGGGAAGGUGCUACCACCUCCCACCAUCCAGCCGCUACUCCCGGGGGCCGAGCGCCAGGUAGAGGCUCUCCUAAGCAGGCAUGGCCCUGGGAAGCUGUACCAGGUGACCAGCAACAUCAGCGGGAUGGGGACAAUGGACCUGACGCUGUUGCGGGGACAAAUUGUGGCCCUCCUACAAGACAAGGACACCAAAGGCAACAGCAGCCGCUGGCUGGUGGAUACUGGUGGGCAUCGAGGUUACGUGCCUGCUGGGAGACUGGAGAGGUACCAUGUUGCCCCUAGAGAGGAGGGGCUUGGGGGGUACAAGGGGUCUUGUGACGACACCCAAUGUCUGAUGCCAGAGCCCACGCCAGCCCCUGCAUCCACGCUCCCAACCAUCACCCAGGUGGUGGCAGUGUACCCCUUUGUGGCCAGAAGCAGCCAUGAAGUGGGUGUACAGGCAGGCCAGGCGGUGACCAUCCUGGAGGCCCAUGACAAGAAGGGGAACCCGGAGUGGAGCCUCGUGGAUGUGAACGGACAGCGGGGAUACGUGCCAUCCAGCUUUCUGGCCAGACCCCCCAGCCCAGCCCCCUGGGGCUGGAACCUGCCCUCUUAGGCUUCCACUCCUGGGCGCUCCCAUUGCUAAAGGAUGGGGAGGCUUAGAGGCUGUGGCACUGGGAGGAGGAAGAUGCAUAGAGAAGGUGGGGGUGCAGGGGGAGGUGGAGUCAGGGUGGGGUAAAGGGCACCCAGGGGGCAGCCAGGGAGGUGGGUGGACCUGGCAGCAUGCCCAGAGUGGUUGGUAGUGAGGCUUCAGCUGGAGCUACCCACUGUGUGUGAGCAGCCCAGGGGCAUGGCAGCCUCCAAGGCAGAGCCACAGAAGAUGGGGCUUGGCGGGUUUUCUCCAUACUCCAUCCAGGCCAGCAGUGGUAUCUGCAUGCCAGAGGUUAGCCAGCAGGGGGUGCCCAAGAAGCCCAGUAGCACCCAGCCUAGCAGGUAGCUUCCCCAGUGCAGUCAGAGGACACCAUGACCCAUAGUCACCUUUCCUUUCUACCAGCUGGGAGCUGAGUGGGGAGAGCUUCCUAGGAGACAUAGCUUAGCCUGGGAGUGGGUGUGACCAAGCCACAGCUCUAGAAUGUGUGUGGGCACACUCCCGGGCAGAGGGGCUUUCUGGGGUGUACUGUUGGCUGGGGGUAUCAGUGGCUGCUGCCCCUGUGUUCUCUGCCCCAAGGGACAAAAGGGCAUGCCUUCACCACACAAGCUGGGGGCUAAAGUCCCAGUGGGUGAGGAGAGGCUAAGCAAUGGUUGGGCUUCCUGCUUCUGGGAGGAGGACUGUAAGGGGAACCCCAGUGGCAUAGGGAGGCCUCCCUGGUCUCCUGGCAGCAAGGAGCAUGAGGCCAGUGGGCUGUAACACUUCACCAUCUUGGGUUUCCCAGCUGGGAAGAGAGAAUGAUGUGAAGCCACCCAGUGGGAAGCUUAAUAUAAACGCCCCAGUGUGACACACCUGUGAAUUGCUGCUGGGGGUGAUCUCAGCUCAGCCCCAAACGUUGGCUGGCUAUUGUCACUGCUCUCCAGGGCCAGGCCAUGUGAUGUCUUUUACCAUAAACCCAGGAUGCUUUACCAUUCCUUUUUUUUUUUUUUCCUCCAAAAUCAGUGAACUUUUUCUUUCUUAAGUUUUAAAGAUUUAUUUUUUAUUUAUGUGUUAUUAAUGAAGUGAAGGAGAGAUAACCAAGUGGCAUGGAUUGAAUUCAAGACCUCAUGCUUGAUGUCUGUUUGUUUGUUUUAGAUAGAGACAGAAGGAAAGACAUACAGAGAGAAAGGAAGAGAUAACACAACACAGAAGCUUCCUUCAAUUCAGUAGGGGCUGGGCUUGAACCUGGGUCUUAUACAUGGCAAAGCAGAGCAUUAUCCCAGUGAGCUAGCCCACAGGCCCCAGGACCCCAUGCUUGAGUCCAGUUCUUUAUCCACAGCACCACCUCCUGGUCUGCCACUCCACUUUUAACCAAUCUCUUGUGUCCCAUUCCAAAGCCCCUCAAAGAAAGCAGUGCCUGUCCAAGACGGACUCACCAGCUCUUCAACUCUUAGCUGUCACUUUGGGCUGGAGAGAAAUUGCAAGACUCACAGUGUGACCUUUAGUACAGAUUACAGACUCUGGAAGCAACCCAGGUUCUGAUCAUGUGUAGAAAUGAAUGGUAGCUCAGAUUUCUUUGCAACAGUAACUCUGCAUUAUUGUCACUGCAGUGCGUGAAGCUAUUAGCUCUGGCAUUUGGAGGACUCUGAAGAAAUAUUCAAUAACUAUGUGUGAAGGCGAUCAAAAUAGCUCAGUCGGAUAGUGCGCUGCUUUGCCAUGUGGGUGAUUCAAGUUUGAGUCCAUCCUCCACUGCACUAAAGGAAACUUCGAUGCUGUGCACACUCCUUCUAUGUAUCUAUAUGAUGAGGGGGGUGGGAGAGCUUUACUCCUCUGGGCUGGUGAAAACCUGAAGCUGGCACAAUGCAGGAGAAACUCAGCGCCCAUAACCCAGUCCUGUCCCCCCACCCCUCACUUCACUUUCCAAGAUGCUCGACUCAGUUUUAUUUUUUCUCUUUACUACUCAGGUUUCUGAUACAACUAGGAAACCCAAGGGAGUAAUAAUGAUGAUAAUAAGCUAGGAGACCCUUGCACCACAGACUGGAACCCUAGCUCUGGAUCCCCCCACUGCCUCCCAGGCAGCUUCUAGUCAUGCCUGAGACCUGGACCCCACCCAGAAAUCCUGAGGCAGUUGGUCUGGGGUGUGGUUUCUCCAGGUGCCUCUGUCGUGGUGAGUGCUGGGGACCUCUGGUCCAGACAUGCAGUGCUGACAAGGUGACCCUAGAAUCUAAAGUGGCCACAAACUGUGAUCCAGGCUGUGCCCCCUCUGAGCUUUGUCCUGGCUUUGGAUGUUUGCAGCAGGUGGCUCAGAGGGGGUUUGAAGCAGGACAGCCUGUUCCCAUCAGGCCCCAGAAUGUAGAUUUGUUAAGUGCCAUUAGAAGGGACCUGAGCGAGACCGGCUGUUCCUGUAGGCAUAAGGGAGCAAACUGAAAUGCACUGGGAAUGGAAUCCCCCUCACGCAAGGAAAAUAAAAUCGUAGUCAGCAGCACACGGCUUGUGGAUUUCUCGCAGACGAUGCAAUGAUAUUAAAAGUCAUGGGAGUGUGAGAAAGUGCAGAUUGAAAAAGCUGGAGAAUGGUCUGUAUUUCCUCCAGAGGACUCUAUAACGUGCCUUUCCCCACCACAUGCCUGGAACCACUGCACUGUAUCUUAUUUAUCCUACCGCUGGGCUGUCAGGCAUUAAACUUGUGAAGGUAUUUGCCUGAGAACAGAAGAAGACUCCUGGGAGUUGAAGGCUCAGUCACAAUGGAUGGCCCCUUGUACCAUCCAUUGGAGCAAGACCUCUUUAACCCUUUGGGCUCCAACCCAGUAUGGGAUGUGAGGACAAGAUGAUAAUGUCAGAGGAUUGUUUGCGUGUAUUGGGGUUGUUAUGGUGAAUGCUAGCUUAGGCGGGAGCUAUGGGAAUAAAGGACUUCACAGAGGAAGAAAA
Messenger RNA from Erinaceus europaeus (western European hedgehog), 5207 nucleotides. RefSeq names its product Rho guanine nucleotide exchange factor 37 (gene ARHGEF37). The record is from RefSeq and is a predicted model, not a curated record. Gene Ontology annotation, cellular component: cytoplasm. The transcript has 13 exons. Bases 243 to 2270 code for a protein of 675 amino acids. NCBI's taxonomy places the organism in Eukaryota, Metazoa, Chordata, Mammalia, Eulipotyphla, Erinaceidae. Gene Ontology annotation, molecular function: guanyl-nucleotide exchange factor activity; protein binding.